AUGUCGCUCGAGACGCCCGCGUUAUUCGCCGCCCCUUCUCCCUUAUCGCCCAUUGGAAAGUCGUCCCCAGACUGUGCGCCCGCGACUGCCGCUGCUCGGUCGCGUUCCCCGCUGCAGCCGACACAGACGAACCAGGACAUGGCGCUCUCAACAUCACCGUCACCGAUUCAGGAGGGCUCGGAGUCGAUCACGUCAGCCGAUAGCCCUAGCAACGCGCCGUCGUCCGCGGAAAACGAGCCGGAGGGCACCAGGAGCGACGAUGGGGCGCAGAAAGAGGCCAAGCAAGAGGUCGAUCCCUCGAUUGUAGAGGCUCUGAGGAGCAAGGAUCGCUUGUUCGUUUUGAGGCUGGGGGAACAGAUGGAGACCCUGUUCACCGAGCAAAAGACCCAAAUUGAUGUCCUCCCCACCACUUCGUAUCAGCGGCUGCUCGUCCAUCGAUGCGCAGCCUAUUAUAAACUGCGCCCAGAGAAUGAUCCUGCUUCAAAAGGUCUCAUUGUUAUGCGCACCGUGGAGAGCAAGAUUCCUACUCGAAGGCUGGCUGACUUAGUGCCAGCUGAAUUACCUUCCGCACCUGCUUUCAAAAUCAUGCGUCGUGUUUCCAAGGAUCGCUCACGUUCCAAAGCUUACUCGCAGGCAGGUUCGACUGCUGGGGACGAAGCUGAGCUCUCUGAUGUCGAGCCAUCUGAAUCUGGUAGCAUUGGUGGAAGGAGUAAUGCGACGGGCCACAGCAAAAAGCACAUGACCAUCGAAGAGAGAGAAGCUGCGUACAAGGAAGCGCGGUCACGGAUAUUUAUGGACUUUGAAGAGAAGGAGAAGGACAUGAGCGGUAGCUCAUCGACGCGCAGCAUCAUAUCCGGUUCGGGCGGCGAAGGGAGCAGCAUUGGCGAUAUUGACGAUUCUAACAGCACAGCACCGACUGAGAGCGAAUGGUCUGCUCCUGUCAGCAGUGAGAAGAGGGAGGGUAGGCGUGGAAAAGGCUCAUCACGGUCCUUGCGGUCAUCUGCACGCGGGUCGCGUGCUGCAUCUCCCUCAUUCACCUAUGCCUCCUUGUACGAGCCUCCGGUACCCGGUGCUUCCUAUGAUCCCUCUCAGAUGGGCGUUCCGCCUCCGCAAGGGUACAUGCAGCAUUACAUGUAUCCGUAUCCACCUCCGGGACAAGCGCCUGGCCAGGGCUAUCUUGCUCCCUAUCCCUACUAUCCUCCUUACUCGUAUCAACAUCAGCCGUAUCCUAUGACACACUCUGAACCCGUCAGCCCGUCGGGGGGAGAGAUGUAUGGACCCAUACCGCCGCCGUUAGGCUACAAUCCGUACGCAUGGGCACCGCCUCAACAGCAGCCUCCGCCACCGGGGUCCGCGCAAGGCCCACUUUCACAGCAGUCGCAGCAGAGUCCUAACCAGCCAGCGGCUCAACCGAUGCAAGCUAUUCCACAGUACCCUCCUCCUAAUGCUCCGAUGUACGCUCCUCCCUACGGACCGGCCUCGCACAUGUACGGUCAAUAUCCUGUGCCUCCUUACUAUCCGCCUCAUUCUGCCCCUCCGCCACACAUGGCCCAGCCGAUCCCCACUUCUCCCCAAAUGCAGCCGCACUUAAUGUACCACCACCCAAUGGACAUGUCUGGGCCCAAUGGCCCCGGGUCUCCUGCGAGAAAUAACGUUAAUGGUAACAGCAGCGGGAAUUGUAGCGCCAAUCACAGUCGAACGUCGUCGAGGAAUAGUUCUAAUAACGGUGGAAGACGAGGUGCGCCUCAGGCUCGUCAUGCGUGGACGUACGGCCCUGGAAUAGGCAGUUACACAGGUAAUGAAUCGGUAGGGCCUCGGCUCACUCCGUCAAUGAGGAGACAGACAACCACCUCCAGUGUUGGGAGUGCCAGUACUGGCAAUCGGACUCCGGGUGAUGAGACAUCUUCUGUCGCAUCUUCUUCCACAUCAUCCUCUUCACGGCGUACAUAUACGUCAACGUCGACGACCUCAACACAUCCAUUACCCGCUAGGCCUGAUUGGGCAGUAGGACUGAGGCCGCAAUCCAAUCGUCAUCUCGACAAUAAUACACCGUCGAGAAAUGGCUCUAAUCAACAGCAGUCACGGCCUGUACCGCCUCAAUCCAAUGAUUUCCCUCCCCUGACUCUCUCACCGCCCCCCAAAGCCCCCGCCACAACUGGCGCGUGGAUCAACGCAUCCUCUACUAGGUCCAUUCUGAUGCCAAGCGCGCCUCAGGGUGGUCAGCCUAGCACUUAUGCUAGUGCUUUAGUACAGCACCCCGCUUCUAAUGGGAACACCAACCAGUCCCCAAGGCUCGAUUCUCAGGCCUUCGAGAGACCGCCUCCCAAAGGCCCUGCCGAGCUUUUCAAUCCGAAAGGACGACGGCCUACUGUCAACAAUGGUAAUGGUGGAGGCAAGAGUGCUUCGCCGCCUGUCCAGGAUAAAGUGGAGAAGUCGCGAGGAGACGCUGCGGCAACCGCCGCUUUGGCUGACAAAAUGGGUGCCGUGACGCUUGAUGGGAAAGGUGAAGCCCGGGGCACAGGCCCUGGGACAGCGCAUUCGACAGAUUCUGCCGCUCCCGCGGACAGUCAACGUCCAGACGGUGUAGUUAAUUCCUCAUAGCCUUCCACGGACAUAGCUCUACAUCUCCCCUGCACUCCUCGAUACUGCACACUGUCUCGUUUUGUUUGUCUGAUUUCGCCUGUUCGUCGUCGUACAUGUGCAUGUUCUGUUGUAUUCAGAUAACAAACGUGUUAGAUAGUACUAGAAGAAUUGCACAAUGUCACGAUCUUUCUUGGUCA
This is a messenger RNA of Gloeophyllum trabeum ATCC 11539, 2780 nucleotides long. RefSeq lists its product as uncharacterized. NCBI's taxonomy places the organism in Eukaryota, Fungi, Basidiomycota, Agaricomycetes, Gloeophyllales, Gloeophyllaceae. Bases 1 to 2601 code for a protein of 866 amino acids. Gene Ontology annotation, molecular function: nucleic acid binding. The record is from RefSeq and is a predicted model, not a curated record. The transcript has 5 exons.